Rhineura floridana is the source of this 959-nucleotide messenger RNA. RefSeq lists its product as uncharacterized. Lineage: Eukaryota; Metazoa; Chordata; Lepidosauria; Squamata; Rhineuridae. The record is from RefSeq and is a predicted model, not a curated record. The coding region runs from base 200 to 865 and encodes 221 amino acids. The transcript has 5 exons.
CACCUUUCUUCAAACUCCCCAAGCCCACGCUUUCCUCUUCCUCCCAGAUCCUCUUCAUGUCUUUAACUACAAAUCCCAACACGCAAUUCACCUAUCAAUACCACACUAUCCCUAGUUAUAGAAGUUUUACAAAGGAAGGUUCAGGUGCAAGUACUUGAGGUUUUAAUUAAGGGCAAGCAUUGAUGGCUGCUGGAGACAGAUGGCAUCCAUGGAACAAAGAAAACGAAGGAGAAGAAGAAAGUUCCAAAGAGGGAACCUUAUGGCAGACUCAUGCGAGCUUCUGAAUCCAGGGAGAAAAUCUGCUGAUAUAGAGCAAUUAGCUCACAAAUACAUGCAAAAGUGCACAGUUGAGUCCAGCACCGAAUCUGAAUCGGAUGCCAAUACAGAGGUGCUGCCCAACAAGAUGCUUUUGGAAAGAUCCCGAGAGAGAACAAGCCACACAAAGCUUCAAUUCUUGGAUCCUUAUGAUGGCGAUUAUGAAGAAAUGUCAGGCAACUCUGACAGUAGUUUGGGCUCCCUUGACUCAAGUCACAGUAGGACGAUCCUUCUGAGGCAUCCCAGCACUGAGGCUUGGACUCCGGAAGACCAGGAGCCCCUCUCAGCCACCCCAGCCAGGGAUCAACCUCAACUAUAUGAAUCAGCUAAAGUAUCACAGCUGACCAGAGAAUCUUCCUGGUUUAUGGGACCAGAGCAUUCAAAACAUGCUGGGAUCUCUGAAAAUACAUCCUCUGAGUUUGUACUGCAACCCAUGCUGAUUGAAUGUGAUACCAGGCUCUGUGAAGAUCUUAAUGUCAACAGGAAGCAAGGGCGACCUGUUCUAGAGAGUGCUGGAGAAAAAAUAAGAAAGAAACUGCGGGUGAUUUGAGCUAUUGAUGUAAUGUGGGCAUGUCUAUGGGUGAAGCACUGCCCACUGGAAAGGGACACCUAUUGGUAACAAUAAAUGAGGUGAAGAUCAUAAA